GCUCGCCUUAAAUUUCUUCGAAAGUAGACCGCCCGAAUUCAGCUUUCAUUUACGAAGGAACAGGAAGUAGGUUAAUGCUACAUUCCGUUAGCUAACCCGGUGUCGUUAGCAUGCAGAUGAGUGCCAGAGAAGUAAAGAGAGCCGGUUUUACAGCGAAGAUUAAUAAAAUAAGGCCAACUGUUAAACUAGUCUGUCUUCUAUAAACGCCACUGCUGUUAUGUUGUGUUUUGGCUAUCAGCAUACAAAGCGUAAAUAAGCAUUUGAAUGAGUACGAGUUCUGAUAAAGACCAACUCUCACUGGUGGCUUCGUUGCUUAUAAUACGUGGCCUGUGUGUUGUGUUGAAAUCUAUUCAGAUUCAUAAAAUUCGAAAAGUUGCUUAAAAUUUUGACUUUUCUUUUGUUUUUUCCAUAUUUCCUUGUACUUUGUUUAAAAAAAAUAAUUUUUUUUUAAAAGGACAAUCUUUUCCUCAUUCCAAACUUGAAUAUGUCAUUAGAUUGUGCGGGGGCUUUUUAGUUUCUUUGCCUUAAGCAUUGCAACCUUAAGCGGUCAGGUGUAGUAGUAAUAGAGUUGAAGAGAAAUUCGAGUCAUUAAUUUGGUGACAGCAUUAAUAAAAAUAAAAUACACAGAAAAACAGUAUUUGCAGAAAUUAGUUGUCAUUCCCAAAUAUUACACUCAGUAAGGAAAGUUUGUGUAUGAAGUGCAUUUUGUAAACAAUGAAAGUGCAUGCUUUCAAUAAUUUACAACAAUAGAUCAGUUAAUCAAAGAAUAACAAUAGCCUGCAUACCUAAACUACUGCAAAGUGGCUUAGAGCAAUACAACAAAUGAGUAAAAAAAACCAAUAGAUUUCCCUGUGAAUAUAAAUUAGUUGUACAAGUUCAUCUUAGUUGUGUGAAUCUAUACUACCUUUUCUGUUUGUUUUAUGAGAUGAGAAUUUUCUGGACCCUGUGCUGUCAGUCUUGGCUCUGGGGUAUGUUGUAACACAUAAGUUAGUUGGCUGAACUGGGAAAAAAUUACAACAGAUAAUGUAAUGUGUAAAUAAUAAAAACUCUUAUAUAAUUUAAUCCACGUUAAACACGUUGCAUGCUUUUGCAGUCCUUUGAUGUUUAUUCUUGACUAUGCAGCUUCACAUAGUCAUGAGAAAGAAUGAGAGUAUACAGUUGCUACAACAGCAUGCUUGGCAAUGAUUUGCAAAAGGCGUCACCAAUUUUUCAGUGACGUCCGCUAACAAAGGUAGAGCUUUAAAAUACCUGCAGGAUUCCUCCGCACUCUUUGAAAACUUGCUGGUCAGGUUUUCUAAUGUUAAAAUUUGUGCGUCAUGCUUUCGAAAAUCCGUUCCUUUUUAUAGCACACGAGAGAAAAGAUCACAGGUAUAAAGAGUAGACGCUGACUGCAGCUAGCAGAAGAAAGCCAGUACACAGCAGAGAGGGAACAUCGGAAGAUUUGGAGUGGUACCGUUUGGAUUACCACUUUCACGCUUAUUAUUUUAAUUCUUCAGCGGGACUGAUAAUCUCACUGUGUUAUUUUGGGGGAUCUUUUCCUUCUGAAGAUCAGUGAUGACAACCUACCAGGAGUUCAUUCAACAAAAUGAGGACAGAGAUGGGGUGAGAUUCAGCUGGAACCUCUGGCCCUCGAGCCGCCUUGAAGCCACCAGGCUGGUAGUCCCUGUCUCCUGCCUCUUCACACCUCUCAAAGAGAGGCCCAACUUGCCACCGGUCCAGUAUGAGCCAGUUCUUUGCAGCCGGGCCAACUGUAAGGCAGUGCUCAACCCACUAUGUCAAGUUGACUUCAGAGCAAAAAUAUGGGCCUGCAACUUCUGCUUCCAGAGAAACCCUUUCCCUCCCUCUUACGCAGGCAUAUCAGACGUGAACCAGCCAGCUGAGCUUAUGCCACAGUUUUCUACAAUUGAGUACAUAGUACAGCGUGGUCCUGCAGCUCCUCUCAUUUUCCUGUAUGUGGUGGACACAUGUUUGGAAGAAGAAGAUCUCCAGGCUCUCAAGGAGUCUCUCCAGAUGUCUCUCAGUCUGCUGCCCCCCAACGCUCUUGUGGGCCUCAUCACAUUUGGCCGCAUGGUUCAAGUUCAUGAGCUGAGCUGCGAGGGGAUUGCUAAGAGCUAUGUGUUCCGAGGCACCAAGGAUCUUACCGCCAAACAGAUACAGGAGAUGCUGGGUUUAACAAAGCCAGCUGUAACAGGACAACAAGGUCGUCCUUUGGCCCCUCAGGAUGCUGCUGCCACUUGCAAGUUUCUUCAGCCUGUGCAUCGAGUCGAUAUGAAUCUGACAGAUUUGCUGGGAGAGCUUCAGAGAGACCCGUGGCCUGUCCCUCAGGGUAAACGGCCACUCCGAUCCACUGGUGUUGCGCUGUCUGUCGCUGUCGGCCUGCUGGAGGGUACAUUCCCCAACACAGGGGCUCGUGUGAUGCUUUUUAUUGGAGGACCACCCACCCAGGGCCCUGGAAUGGUGGUGGGAGAUGAGCUGAAAACUCCAAUUCGUUCCUGGCAUGACAUCCAGAAAGACAAUGCUCGCCAUCUGAAAAAGGCCACCAAGUAUUAUGAAGCCUUGGCCAAUCGUUCAGCAACAAAUGGCCACAGUAUUGAUAUCUAUGCCUGCGCCCUAGACCAGACUGGACUGCUUGAAAUGAAGUGCUUAUCUAAUCUCACUGGGGGGCACAUUGUGAUGGGAGACUCCUUCAAUACCUCAUUGUUCAAACAAACCUUCCAGAGAGUCUUUAGUAAGGACUACAAUGGUGACUUCCGCAUGGCCUUUGGAGGUGUCCUGGAAGUCAAGACCUCGAGAGAGCUGAAGGUUUCCGGUGCAAUUGGACCGUGUGUUUCACUCAACUCAAAGUCUCCCUGUGUAUCAGAGAAUGAAUUGGGCAUUGGUGGCACCAGCCAAUGGAAGGUGUGCGGUCUCAACCCCUCCACUACUUUGGGCAUCUAUUUUGAAGUUGUGAAUCAGCACAAUGCACCAGUCCCUCAGGGCGGACGUGGGGCAGUCCAGUUUGUAACCCAGUACCAGCACUCAAACACACAAAGAAGGAUACGGGUCACCACCAUCGCCAGGAACUGGGCAGAUGCCCAAUCUCAGAUUCAGCACAUUGAAUCAUCCUUUGACCAAGAAGCAGCUGCAGUGCUCAUGGCCCGCUUGGGCGUCUUUAGGGCAGAGUCUGAAGAGGGUCCUGAUGUGUUGCGUUGGCUUGACAGGCAGCUCAUCCGCCUGUGUCAGAAAUUUGGCCAGUUCAACAAAGAUGAUCCGACAUCUUUUAGACUGUCAGAGUCUCUGUCCCUCUAUCCACAGUUUAUGUUCCACUUGCGACGGUCACCAUUCCUGCAAGUUUUCAACAACAGCCCAGAUGAGUCUUCCUACUACAGGCAUCACUUUGUCAGGCAAGACCUGACCCAGUCCCUGAUCAUGAUCCAGCCCAUCCUCUACUCGUACUCCUUCCACGGACCACCAGAGCCUGUGCUCCUGGACAGUAGCAGUAUCCUGCCAGAUCGAAUCCUGCUGAUGGACACCUUCUUCCAGCUGGUUAUCUACCAUGGAGAGACCAUUGCUCAAUGGCGAAAAGCAGGCUACCAAGAAAUGGCAGAGUAUGAGAACUUCAAACAGCUGCUGCAGGCUCCACUGGAUGACGCUCAAGAGAUCCUACAGACACGCUUCCCCAUGCCACGCUACAUUGACACUGAGCACGGAGGCUCCCAGGCUCGCUUCCUGCUCUCCAAGGUCAACCCAUCGCAGACCCACAACAACCUCUAUGCCUGGGGACAGGAGACAGGAGCCCCAAUCCUUACUGAUGACGUGAGCCUGCAGGUCUUCAUGGACCACUUGAAGAAACUGGCUGUUUCCAGCUCAGCAUAGAACUCGCUAUUCCACCUCAAAGAGAAAAGAAUUGAUACAGCAUUUUUCUUCCAUCGGGAUCCAUUAACAUUUCUGCAGUUUUGUAAAGGAGCCAAACCGAGACAGUCUACUGUUUGUGCUUGUUUCAGUUUGCUGUUUGGAGGCCAAUGUGAUGUUUAUACGACACAAAAAAGGGUGAUGGCACAUUGGUAUAUUAAAAAAAAAAAGAUAGUAAUAACAUGUCUACUCAUUUUCAAUAAACAGCUUAUUUAUGAGAAAUGUUUCUAGUUCUCCUCAACCAAACUGUCCUCAUAUCAAUAAUAUCCCUACUUCUGUUUAAUAUUUGGUAUUACCUAUGAAAUGCAGAAUGAUUAGACUAAUACUUUCAUCUUUUUUUUUUAUAAAAUAUGUAUCUACUGCAUCAGACUGUGUAUAAGGUUUAAUAAGAUGAUUAUUUGUGUCUGCUUUUGUCUAUAGCUAAAUUUGACAUGUCUAGAAAUGUUUUCAUUAAUAAAUUAUAAUGGUACCACUUGUUUAAAAAA
Messenger RNA from Haplochromis burtoni (Burton's mouthbrooder), 4376 nucleotides. RefSeq names its product SEC23 homolog B, coat complex II component (gene sec23b). Lineage: Eukaryota; Metazoa; Chordata; Actinopteri; Cichliformes; Cichlidae. The transcript is spliced from 18 exons. The coding region runs from base 1555 to 3855 and encodes 766 amino acids. Gene Ontology annotation, cellular component: endoplasmic reticulum exit site; COPII vesicle coat. Gene Ontology annotation, biological process: COPII-coated vesicle budding; COPII-coated vesicle cargo loading; intracellular protein transport. The record is from RefSeq and is a predicted model, not a curated record. Gene Ontology annotation, molecular function: zinc ion binding; GTPase activator activity.